AUGGUCCUUGAAAAUAUGUUGCUAACACCAAUGUCGAAGAAUAUAUGUUUCCUUCUUUUUGCCAUUCUCUACGUAGUUUCCUACUUCAUCAUCACAAGAUACAAGAGAAAAUCAGAUGAACAAGAAGAUGAAGAUGCCAUAGUCAACAGGAUUUCGCUAUCUCUGAGCACCUUCACUUUAGCGGUUUCUGCCGGCGCUGUGUUACUCCUACCCUUCUCGAUAAUCAGCAAUGAAAUCCUGCUUUCUUUUCCUCAGAACUACUACAUUCAGUGGCUGAAUGGCUCCCUGAUUCAUGGUUUGUGGAACCUUGCUUCUCUCUUUUCCAAUCUUUGUUUAUUUGUAUUGAUGCCCUUUGCCUUUUUCUUUCUGGAAUCAGAAGGUUUUGCUGGCCUGAAGAAGGGAAUCCGAGCCCGAAUUUUAGAAACUCUGGUCAUGCUUAUUCUUCUUGCUUUACUUAUUCUUGGGAUAGUGUGGGUAGCCUCGGCGCUCAUUGACAAUGACGCUGCAAGCAUGGAAUCUUUAUAUGAUCUCUGGGAGUUUUACCUACCCUAUUUAUAUUCUUGUAUAUCAUUGAUGGGAUGUUUGUUACUUCUCUUGUGUACCCCAGUUGGCCUUUCCCGCAUGUUCACAGUGAUGGGCCAGUUGUUGGUGAAGCCAACAAUUCUUGAAGACCUGGAUGAACAAAUUUAUAUUAUUACCCUUGAGGAGGAAGCCCUCCAGAGACGACUAAAUGGACUGUCUUCAUCAGUGGAAUACAAUGUAAUGGAGUUGGAACAAGAACUUGAAAAUGUAAAGACUCUUAAGACAAAAUUAGAGAGGCGAAAAAAGGCUUCAGCAUGGGAAAGAAAUUUGGUGUAUCCUGCUGUUAUGGUUCUCCUUCUUAUUGAGACAUCCAUCUCGGUUCUCUUGGUGGCUUGUAAUAUUCUUUGCCUGUUGGUUGAUGAAACAGCAAUGCCAAAGGGAACAAGGGGACCUGGAAUAGGAAAUGCUUCUCUUUCUGCUUUUGGUUUUGUGGGAGCUGCACUUGAAAUCAUUUUGAUUUUCUAUCUUAUGGUGUCCUCUGUUGUUGGUUUCUAUAGCCUCCGAUUUUUUGGAAACUUUAUUCCCAAGAAGGAUGACACAACUAUGACAAAGAUCAUUGGGAAUUGUGUGUCAAUCUUGGUCUUGAGCUCUGCACUGCCUGUGAUGUCAAGAACACUGGGAAUCACUAGAUUUGAUCUACUUGGAGACUUUGGAAGGUUUAAUUGGCUGGGAAAUUUCUAUAUUGUAUUAUCCUACAAUUUGCUUUUUGCUAUUGUGACAACAUUGUGUCUGGUCAGAAAAUUCACCUCUGCUGUACGAGAAGAACUUUUCAAGGCCCUAGGCCUUCAUAAACUUCACUUAUCAAAUACUUCAAGGGAUACAGAAACAACAAAGCCUUCUGCAAAUGGGCAUCAGAAAGCAUUGUGAGACACACAGCACCACUCUGCAAUCAAGAGACCUGAGAACCCCAGAUGCACAACAUUCCCAUCAGUCAGGAGCGCUUCACACUGACUGUGGUUCACAGGGCUUGAGCCUGUCAGGGUCAUUUUUUUCAUAGUCUACUAAGCACUUGGCUGUCACAGGUCUUCUCUUAAUUUAACUUUGUGGUGGACCCUGUAGUUUCUAGCCAAAUGCAGAUUCCUU
Messenger RNA from Ceratotherium simum simum (southern white rhinoceros), 1665 nucleotides. NCBI's taxonomy places the organism in Eukaryota, Metazoa, Chordata, Mammalia, Perissodactyla, Rhinocerotidae. The record is from RefSeq and is a predicted model, not a curated record.